UCAUCAUCGAAUUGACCUGCGAACGACACGAUCUCCAACUACCACGAAAUCGUUGCGUGAAAACUUAUCAGCUGUUUGUCGAUUAUCAUGGAGUGAUCGCAUGCCGGACAACAACAUCCAACCAAUUCCACGAUGCCGUCGUCCCACCUGACUCGCGAGGUCUUCCGCCGACUCCUCGCCAAUGAACCAAUUUUCCAUCGAGGAUGUCUGCGACAACGCUCAUACGCUACAGCUUCACAUACACAGCCCUUAACACGUCGUCAUGUCGUUCGAACACAUCGCGCAACCACUACACUCCCACGAAGCCCUCAUCGGCGAACGUUCAUCAACUUCAAUCUUUUUCCAGCGGUCAAAGCCGAUCCUCGUCCAGCCCCUGUUGAGCCUGGACUGGCGACUAUGAAACAACUGGCAAAGAUGCAGCGACUUGGAGCCCGUCUACCACCCGUCUCAGAGGUCGCAAAAGCUUUUGAAUCCUUCUUUGCCUAUAAGAGCCAACAGGACCUUCCCCGGAUCGAGGACACACAGGCACAGCUUGCUUUACAGAGUUUCGAAUAUUGCAUAUCUGCGAACGAAAGUUCUCAUCUAGACGGUGGGGUUGGGGCAGAGCAGUCUGGGCUUCCCACAUUCGGCACUGAGUUACUUUCCAGCGUUGCGAAAGUCCUGUGUAAAAGCGUGCAUCGUUCCACCAGCACACAUCUCGAUUUGGCUCGGGUGUUAUUGCGCUUUGCCCUCAAAGAGCAAAUGGAGGAUUCGGUCAUUGUGAGAAUCCUCACGGCGUACAUAGAAUUCCUGUGCCACUCAGGCCACUUCCAGGAGGCGCGGAACGUCAUGCUCGAAGCAGAGGGUCACUUGAAGGUGGCACCGCCGAAAAAUUCGUCUGUGGCUGCCGGUACUGAACCGAGGGUAGCGACACUGACCGCUACCCCCGCGGGCGAUCAUGAACACCUCUCCAACUCGAAAAAGAAGCCUACGCCAGUGAAAGGACUUGAUCGGCUGUGGGCAUUACUCGCGAUGGCCACUGCUCGACACGGCCAUGAGACAGAUGUCUUAAAUAUACAUAUCAUGUGUGACCAGCGAAUCACCAAACCCGGACCAAAAGCCAGUCUCGCUCGAGCCAUGCUAGCCUUUCACAUUCGAACGAGUGACUUCCAGGGCAUUGAUAAGUGGUUCACUGAACUUCAAGUUCGGCUGGAACGACUUCGUGAGUGGCAGAAUCGUGCCAAUGCGGAGGGGAAAAGUAUUGACUUCGCGCAUGAGUUGCAUCAAAUCCUGCAGCGGUGCUUGCAGCACGGGAGAUUGGAUUUCGGGCAUAGCAUGGUCCAACGUGUCAUGAAUGACAGCCCAUCAAAGGCGAUUUGGGAUGAAGUAUUUAUUUGGGCGGCUGGUUGCGGCAAAGGAGCUGAUGAGAUCAACCGUAUGAUAGGAGUCAUGUUGCUCUCGAAUGACAAGCUACCCAAAGACCAACAGCGGUGGCCUGACGUUAAGACAAUCAAUGGCCUGGUCGAGUAUGCUGUCUCAAAGGACGAUCCAUACUUGGCAGAGCGGUUCAUCAGCAUAGGCAAGGAGCGCGGCAUUCAACCAGAUGCGAAGACAUGCAUCUUGCAGAUGGAAUAUCGGAUGCGCGUCAAAGAUAUUGACGGUGCUCUAAUAGCCUACAAAAACUUGCAAGCCAUGGAUCUUGCGAAUAAUGCCGACAUACCCGCCGUCAAUAAACUCAUUGUCGCCCUCUGCAACAGCAGUCGUCAUGACUCUGAAACAGUCAUGAACGUAGCAGCUGAUCUCUCAGACCGCCGCGCCCGGUUUGAAGCUGAUACAGUCUCUCAUCUCGCUCUACUUCACUUCGACCGCGAAGAAGUAGAAGAUGUUGAAGAUCUUCUCAAUGUUCACUCGGGGCACUUCUCCCUGUCGGAACGCGCCAAAAUCCUAGCUGAUCUAAUCGCCUACAUUGCUCGGCCAACAACUACGGUGCCACAAGCAUGGGAUGCUUACACUAUUCUGCGACAAUUUUUCGACGAAGCCGCAAGGCCAGAGCGGACAGAGGUCAUGCUUUCGUUUCUCACCGAUUCUCGACCUCGUCCAGAUCUCGCUACAGAUGUUUUCGUCACCAUGCGACAACACACCCGCCGUGACACACGACCAUCUGCAGACACUUACGUCGCGUUCUUCGUCGCUGCUGCCAAAAUCAAAGACUUGAAUAGCGUCGAGGUAGUCCACAAUCAACUCAAACUGGACGCAUCGAUCGUACUUUCGACACGCAUAUGGAGCGCACUGAUAUUGGCGUACACUGCAUGUGGUCAAGCUCGGAUGGCAUUGAGUUUCUGGGACUCGAUCACAGCGUCAACCGAAGGGCCGACCUACAAUUCCAUUCAUAUCACAUUUCGAGCCUGCGAGAAUGCCCCAUUCGGCGAUCUUCGUGCCGUGAAGAUCUGGGAGCGACUGCGCCGGUUGGGUCUCGAGGUAGAUUCGCAGCUUUGGGCAUCUUAUGCUGCUGCCCUUGUGGGGAACGGAGAUAACCAGCUAGGUUUCUCAGCCGUGGAGAAAGCCGUGCAAGAUCGGGAGCUUGAGGUGGACUAUUUCCUGCUCGCGAGCAUGUUCGACAGCGGUCACGGCGACGUCAAGAAGUCCGAAAUCGCGGAGUGGGCGAAAUCGAAAUUCCCCUGGCAAUGGCAGCAGGUGGAGGAGAUGGGCUUCGAAGAGGCCGAGAAUGGAUUCCUGUACGUCAAGGGCUUGAAUCGUGAGAUUGAGCCGUAAUGCAGACGGUGCAACGGCGGAGUGUUCCUGUCGGAUGAGAUACCCCUUCAUCACGCAUGCUGCGUUUCUUGUAUGUUCAUGUCUUCAUAUUCGAAAUGUAUAGAUACCAUGUCAUAUAGACUUCAUAGAUGGUGCAUUGACGCUGAGCGAAACAUUGAAGCGUUUUCAGCUCUUCAGCAGUAUGGUCCG
Molecule: messenger RNA, 2940 nt
Organism: Dissoconium aciculare CBS 342.82
Lineage: Eukaryota; Fungi; Ascomycota; Dothideomycetes; Mycosphaerellales; Dissoconiaceae
Exons: 1
Coding region: 133-2751 (872 amino acids)
Molecular function (GO): protein binding
Source: RefSeq, a predicted model, not a curated record